UUUUUUUUUUUUAAGCUCUUUUUUCCUUUUUACUUUUUUAAUUCCAAAUUCAUUAUAUUUCUGUCUACGUAGAACGCUUUUCUAUACUAGUUUACCUCUAGAUUGACCGUUUGUUACAAAAGUCUUAAAUGUAUCAACCACCACCAGGGCAGAAGCCAGAACACGAUCAAUAUCCUUUACAGGACACCCAAUUCUCUCAUCAACCACCAAUGACCCGUUCACCGUUUGAUGACGACCAUUACCCUGCGGAUCAGAAUAUGCCGCCUUACGACCAUCAACCUCUCUUAUCGCCAGCAGGGCCAACUUACCCGCCUAGCAGCAAUCCACAACCAUAUCCUCCUACUGGAAUGGCAACCUAUCCUCCAAUCAGUCCAGGUGAUUUAUCACCUUAUCCUUCGUAUGAUAGCAGUUCACCCAUUGUUCCCCAAUACUUUAAUCCACCCUCACCCAAUAUGCAUUACGGAGAAGCACCAAAGCGUCAACCUCGUCGCUACAAAACAACGCGACAAGUAAAAUUGACAAAAGGUAAUUUGGUAUUGGAUUGUCCUGUCCCCACUGCCUACUUGAAGGAUGUGCCCUUGAAAGAUGAGGAGGAGUUCACGCAUAUGCGCUAUACAGCUGCUACCUGUGAUCCCAAGGACUUUGUUAACGAGGGAUAUACACUUCGUCAACAGAUAUACCGCCGUAAAACGGAAUUGUUUAUUGUGUUAACUAUGUACAACGAAGAUGAAGUCCUAUUUACACGUACAAUGCAUGGUGUGAUGAAAAAUAUAGCUCAUCUUUGUUCGCGUAGCCGUUCAAAAACUUGGGGACCUUCUUCUGGUGGACCAGGAUGGCAUAAAGUCACUGUUUGUAUCGUUUCUGAUGGCCGUAACAAAAUCAAUCCACGUACGCUAAACGUCUUGUCACUUUUGGGUGUUUAUCAAGAUGGUGUUGCCAAGAACGUUGUUCAUGGUAAACCAGUCACAGCACAUAUAUAUGAAUACACUACACAAAUUUCGAUAGAUCCCGAUAUGGAGAUCAGAAAAGCUGGUUCCAAGAACGUUGUUCCUUGUCAACUUUUAUUCUGUUUAAAGGAAAAGAAUCAAAAGAAAAUCAACUCUCAUCGUUGGUUCUUUCAAGCAUUUGGUCCUAUUUUGGAUCCCCAUGUGUGUGUCUUGAUUGAUGUGGGUACUCGACCUGGCGGCACUUCCAUUUAUCAUUUAUGGAAAGCAUUUGAUAUCAAUUCUAAUAUUGCAGGCGCCUGCGGUGAAAUUCGUGCUAUGUCUGGUACAGCAGGUGUAGCGUUGUUGAAUCCUUUGGUAGCUGCCCAGAAUUUUGAAUAUAAAAUGUCCAAUAUUCUUGAUAAGCCUUUGGAAUCAGUAUUCGGUUAUAUUUCUGUCUUACCAGGUGCGUUUUCUGCGUACCGGUUUCAAGCUUUACAGAAUGACGUGGAUGGCCAUGGUCCUUUAGAAAAGUACUUCUUGGGUGAAACUCAACAUGGCGGCGAUGCAGAUAUUUUUACAGCGAAUAUGUAUUUGGCAGAAGAUCGUAUUUUAUGUUAUGAAUUGGUAGCAAAAAAGAAAGCGCACUGGGUUUUGCAUUAUGUUUCUAGCUCUUAUGGUGAAACUGAUGUACCCGAUAAAGUAGAUGAAUUUAUUUCUCAACGUAGACGUUGGCUGAAUGGGUCAUUCUUUGCUGGUGUUUACGCUCUUUAUCAUUGGCGCAAGGUCUGGGCAUCAGAUCACUCGUUUUUGCGUAAAAUGAUGUUCAUGUUUGAAGAUAUUUACAACACCUAUAAUUUGAUUUUUUCGUGGUUUGCCCUGGGUAACUUUUAUUUAACAUUCUUUAUUCUGACAAGAGCUCUGAUUCCAACAGAUGACCCAACAAGUUUAUCCAACGCUCCAUUCUCCGCCAACGUCGCCAGUCUUCUUCAUAAUAUCCUCAACUACAUCUAUAUCAUUUUGAUCGUGAUUCAAUUCAUCAUUGCUCUUGGUAACCGCCCUCAGGGUUCGAAAGUCGCUUAUACGGGGUCUAUGGUGUUCUUUGCUUUUUUGAUGAUCUAUAUGAUGUUUGCUGCUAUUUGGAUUACCGUUGUAGGAGUGACCACAAUUGUCGAAGAAGCCAAUGGAGAUUUUAUGCAAAUGCUGGGUCAAAGCGCUUUUAGGAACAUCAUCAUUUCACUCUGUGCUACUUAUGUGAUGUAUUUUGUUUCUAGUUUCAUGUUUUUGGACCCUUGGCACAUGUUCACCAGUUUCCUUCAAUAUAUCCUCUUAUCCCCGAGUUAUACCAAUGUGCUCAACAUCUAUGCAUUCUGUAAUACCCAUGAUGUCUCAUGGGGUACAAAAGGUGAUAACACAGUAGCCACGGAUCUAGGUGUCGUCAAGGCAAAGAAAGAUCAAUCGGGUGAUUUGGCUGUUGAAGUUGAAAUGCCGGUGGAAGAGAAGGAUAUCAAUGGUGCCUAUAUUGAUGCCCAAGUAGAACUAACAAAAAAGGUGGAACCAGAAAAACAGCAUCGUGAUGCAAAGACAAAGCAAGAAGAUUAUUAUCGUUCUUUCCGUACUCGUUUGGUACUAUCAUGGAUUAUUUCGAACCUGGCCUUAGUGGUUGCCAUCACCAAUACGUCUGUUAUCACAACCGGAGACCGAUCCGCCGUUUAUUUAGGCUUUAUCCUUUGGUCUGUUGCCGGUUUAUCUUUGAUAAGGUUUACGGGCUCCACUCUCUACUUGAUAUUUAAAAUAUUCACUGGUUAAAUCAAAAUUCCCCAUUUCCCAACAUUCAUCGUAUCUUAUAAACAUAAUUAACCAUAUUCUUUAUAUAAAAUGUAUAUGUUUUCUAAUGAAUGACUGAGUUCUUUCUCUUUCUGCUUCUACCAAAAAAAGAAAUAAAGAAAAUCAUCGCGUCGUAUUACCAUGGUCUGUCGCAGUUUAACUGACUCUGCUUUACAGUCUAGGGUAAAACGGAAAAACUGUCGUAUUUUAACGUUAUCCGGACACUCUUUCUCUUAAUUUGCUAGCAUUGAAGCUGAGAAUUAGAAAGUUGCAAAAACAAUGGAGUAAUCAAUGAAUUUAUGCCUUAUGCUAAACCUUAAAAAAAUCUUAUCAGAUCGUCUUUUAUUUGUUGGAGCA
Molecule: messenger RNA, 3107 nt
Organism: Mycotypha africana
Lineage: Eukaryota; Fungi; Mucoromycota; Mucoromycetes; Mucorales; Mycotyphaceae
Product: chitin synthase 2
Exons: 4
Coding region: 129-2732 (867 amino acids)
Cellular component (GO): cell periphery; cell septum
Molecular function (GO): chitin synthase activity
Source: RefSeq, a predicted model, not a curated record